GGUGCGUCAUCAUAGGGAGGGCGAUUGAUCAGCACUUUGUCGGAAUGGCGGACCGAGGUAUUUUGGUUUGAGAAAUAGGGAUGGUUUGAGCUGGAACCUGGGACAAGGGCGUGUGAGGAGAGAUACAGUGAGACGAGAUCCAACGGAGAAGACGGAGCUAAACAGGACCGCCUCAAUGCUACUUAGAACUCAAAUGGCGGGUCUUGAAUUCUACGAUGCGGUGCUAAACAAUGAGCUUCAACAACUGAAGCGUUUGGCUACUCAGUACAAAAUCGAUCUAAGCGCCAAGUUCGUGGAGGUAAGGAAAAAGAAUCAUUCCGAUUUGUGCCCAAUACAUUUGGCUGCGUACAGAGGCUACACGUAUAUGUUACAAUAUCUCAUUGAGUCUAAAUGCGACGUGAACCAAACGACAACGACAUUGCGACGGACAGCGCUCCAUUUCUCUGUGCUUCAACACAAGAUGGCGUGUAUGCUACUUUUAAUCUCAGCUGGAGCCAAAAUAGACGCCAAGGACACGUUUGGAAACUCGCCGUGCCACUAUGCUGCCGACGACGGGUACUGCCAAAUCCUUGAUGUUCUUCUACGUCGUAGUGUUGACGUAAAUAGCCAAGAUAUCACGUCGAAAACACCCCUGAUGAAGGCGGUAAGAAACAACAAAACAGACGCAGUGCUGAGACUGUUGCGUGCAAGCGCUGACCUCAACCUCACUGACCGGAACUCCGAUAUGGCUCUCCACUAUGCCGCGAGAAACGGGUGCGUUGACAUUAUCGAUCUUUUAGUGGCUGGGGGUAGUCUUAUUGAUGUUCAGAACUAUUGGGGGCGGACACCUCUCAUGGAAGCGGUAUGUUACAAUCACAAAGACGCCAUAUCACGCCUAAUCAUCGCAAACUGUGAUUUGAACCGACGGGAAUUCAAAACAGGCGACACCGCUCUCCACAUAGCUAUCAAGAGGAACUACACGGCAGUUGUGGAGCUGUUGCUCGCGGCAGGAAGUCGACACGACAUCUUCAACCAUCAAGGAGAGACGGCCGCCUACGAGGCCGUCGUUAGUAACAAGCAGGAAGUAAUCCGUCUCAUGCUUAUGUACAACUGUGACCUUGACGUACCCGCUAAAUACUUUUCUAACGGUGUGUAUAAGUCCAUAUUUCACUUAGCAGCAGAGAAAAGCCAGUUAGAGAUUUGUCGUCUGCUCGCCUCUCUUGGUCACGUCGAUUACGGAGCACGGGUACACUUUUACACUAGCUACGUUCCCUCCAGACUGUGUGAACAGGAUGAGAUACUGCACGUGCUGCGCGCGCAGAUGGGGUCUGUGGUGUCGUUGCAGCAGCUGUGCAGGAAAUCAAUUCGGAAAUGUUCAGGAAGAAACAUCGCAGAAAAGGUGGAUUCUUUGCCCAUGCCAAGAGCACUCAAGGACUAUGUGAUGAUGAAAGAAGUGCGAGAGAGAUCAGAUCCCGGAGCAAGCUUCUGUUAGGAAAUGGCAGACUUGAAUCCGGUACCUGAUCUGACGUCGCCGUUGACCUUGACCAUGGACCGUUUACUUCCGGUCCAUGUAAAGUGUGAUAUUGCUCACUGGUUUCAGUGUGAAUGGGGUCAGAUAUCUGUGCAGGUCAGGGUGACAUGACCUGGCAUGUAGAUCAAGGUCAGACCAACUGCAGGAGUGUUUAUUAUAAUAUCCACAUUUGUUGAAAACGGGUACCAUUUGCUAUACUGAUUUAAAUAGAUAGUUUUACCCCUUGGAUGAUCUCAGGCUGAACGUGGUUCUAAGGGUGAAGGUCAAGGUCAUUUCACCAUGAGCUGCACAGGAUGCAGGAUAUCCCUUAAGUUGUUAUUUAGUGAUCUGAGGGAUAAUGCCGGAUUUACGUUGGAAGGGUUUAGUGUCUCCCCGUAUUUUUGUGUGUAGCUCUAAUAGAAGGGGGUAUGAGAACAUUCACAGUCAUGUUGACUUCAUUUCUCCCAAAGUCUUGGAUACGGGUUUGGGUGAAUAAUGAUACUAUUGCCUGUAAGAUCUUUGGUAACACGUUGUGAAGGAAAGGUGAAUUCGAGUUAAUGUGUUGAUAAUAUUGCCAUAGAAGGUAAUAUUUUAUGUAUAUAACUUGAGUGAUAUGGGAUAUAGUGUAUGGGAGUUGUGAUAUGAAACCCUUGUGGUAAUAUUGCCAAGAUAAUAUAUGUACAAUGUGAAGAAAGUGGUGUAUAUGUGAUGAUAGAGUUGCACAUCACCAACUAUGGUAAUAUCACGCUUAUAUUCUGUGAAUAGUAUUGGUUGCUGGUGAAGAUGAUAUGGAUGAUAUGACGGCCAGGAUAUGACGGAGAUGAUAUGGAUAUUAUUCUCAUAGAUGAUAUUCGAAUGGCUUGGCUAUGGCUCGGGUGAUAUGGAUAUUAUUCUAAUAGAUGAUAUUCGAAUGGCUUGGCUAUGUUUCGGGUGAUACGGAAGAUAUAUUAGUGGGAAGGAUAUGAAGGGUUUAUAUAUGAAUGAUAUCUUGAUGGUCAGGGUUUGUUUGAAGUGAUAUGGAUAAUAUGUAAACACAAGGGUAUGUUGGUAACAGAAUGGGUAUGUUGGGAGUGACAGAGAUGAUAUGUUAACACAAUGGUAUGUUGGGGGUGACAUAAAUGAUAUGUUAACACAAGGGUAUGUUGGGGUGACAGAUGAUAUGUUAACACAAUGGUAUGUUGGGAGUGACAGUUAUGUUAACACAAGGGUAUGUUUAGGGUGGUUGAAAUGAAAUGUUAACACAAGGGUAUAUUUGGGGUGACAGAUGAUAUGUUAACACAAGGGUAUGUUGGGAGUGACAGAUGAUAUGUUAACACAAGCGUAUGUUAGGAAUGACAGUUGAUAUGUUAACACAAGGGUAUGUUGGGAGUGACAGAUGAUAUGUUAACACAAGGGUAUGUUGAGGGUGACAGUUGAUAUGUUAACACAAGGGUAUGUUGAGGGUGACAGUUGAUAUGUUUCCACAAGGGUAUGUUGGGAGUGACAGAGAUGAUAUGUUAUUGUUAACACAAAGAUAUGUUGAGGGUGGUAGAAAUGAUAUGUUAACACAAGGCAUGUUUGUGAUGGAUGAAAAGUUUGGGGGAAUAUGGUCCAUAUGUGAGUGAUAUGUCAGCUGACGAUAUAUAAUAUAUGCCGGUGGUGAUAUAAAUGAUAUGAUGUGGUGGGUGAGACUGUUUCCAUGCCAACUAAUUACACAGUUAUAAAUCGUUGAUGGAUGAAAAUGAGGGUAUGCCAUUUUGAGUGUUGGAAGUUUGAUAUGAACUACGAACUAUAUGGUGAGAAUGGCGUGAAUGAGAAGUAGGAAGGUGUAGAUGUUCCAGUUGAUGUAAUGUGAGAAAGAUGUGAUUAAUGUAUCUUGUGCGUGAUGUUACUGAAAUUUUCAUUGUGUGUAAAAGACCUAUAUCAGAUAAAAAGAAAUCCCGCUAAUCUGGACGACGGUCUAAUUAAUGUAAUCAUGAUAUAUACAAACCGGACCCCAUUAAUCCAGUGUCCUGUGUAAACACAAAUGGUUACAUUAGGUAAUACGUCUGGAUUAUCGAGGUUUCACUUUAUGUAUUACGACUUGUAUAUAAAUUAUGGAAUAUGAAUGAACUAUUUCUGUACGCAUGGGUAUCAAGGCACAAAUAGAUGUUGGGAAUAUGGGUAACUUGCCAGAGGCCUGUCCAGCGGACAUUCUUAAUGUGAAAUAUGUGAUUGCGUAACUGAUUACUGGACUGAUAAUAACUGAAUGUUGUUAAGAUCUUAAUGUCAGCAGGACAAGAUGGUAUUACGGUGACAAAUAACAAGCUCGUAUCUCGGGUACUGAAAUAGGUAGAUGUUGGUAUUGUUAGCUAUACGUCUACAGUGUUAGUGUCACCCUCCCCUCCUCGCUGUGACAGAAACGCUGUGUCGAGAAUAUGUCCGGAAGGUGUUUUUCAUUAUGUUAUUGACAUGACGGGUAUAAAGGGGUUCCUUCCUUGUGUUGGACUACUAGUGCUUAAAAUCGUCAUGGCACAUUUAAAACAUAUUUCUAGUGCCUGACGAGCAUGUUUCUAGAAAUGUUUCCUUACACUUUUCUCACAAAACUAGUUUGAAAGACAGGAAGUCGUUAUAAACAGUGUCCGUAUAAAAAGGUUCCUUCAUCCCAUGGCGUCAUCACCUAGAACAUAGUCCCCGUUAUUUGGCUAAGUGUGUUGUGCCCAUGAUAGGGAGGAAGCAACAGGUCCCUUGUUCGUAUUAAGGAGGUUUUGUAGUAUGCAGGUCUUCACUGGAGAAUUAUUAGGGAUAAUUUUAUUUCAUAAAUUUUGUUAGGAACGUGGGGUUUCAAACAGAGGACAAAUCAAAGUAUAACAUACAGAUACUGAUCGAUUUAGAUUGAUUCAAUGUAACGCUAACAAUGGUAUAACACUGUUUCAGUAUUACGGUGACAUCGGUAUACAGGUACGUGCCUUGGUGUAAAUAUUGUUUGGAUAUAAGGAGUACAUUGGUAUACAGAGUGAGUCAGUGUAACGUAUAUCUUGUACACAGUUGAUUCAAUGUAGCGCAUACAUUGGUAUACCGAUUGAUUCACCUUUUAACUUACAUUGAUAUAUAUUGUUUCAAUGUAACGCAUACAUUGGUAAACAGGUUUAUUCAAUGUAACGCAUACAUUGGUAUACAACUCGACUCGAUGUAACGCUUACACUGGUAUACAUGGUGUUUCGGUGUAAAGCUUACAUUGGCAUGCAAAAUUAUUCAGUGUAACACGUACAUUGGCAAAAUAUAUUUAUUUAAUAUGACGCUCACAUUGGUGUUGAAAUUGAUUCAGUGUAGAUCUUACAUUACAUAUUCUGAUAUAUACCAAAUAUGCCAUCGUUGAACUAAAACGCUACGCUGUACUGAACAAAUCGUUUUAUAUCGAUCUUUGUAUAAUGGCUUAGUGAUAUAUGAUGAUAUGGACAACAUCUUGUCAAUAUAGUUAGCAUGCAAAGUAUGUUUACAAUUAAACAGUUUAAACAGGCACUUGCCGGGCAUCUUAUCCACUGCGCCUUUGACGUCAUAGCCAUGUUGUAACGAACUAAUUAAACUACGGUUAUACCGAAUUCAAAUGGACCAAUAAUUUUAGCUCGUUAUUAUCGUAGUUCGGUAUAUACAUUUCGCCUGCAAUGUGGAGCAGGUAGCCGGGGUACAAAACAAACCAGUUCGUUAUAUCCAAAGUUCGUUAUAUCCAAAGUUCGUUGUAAGUGAGUUCGUUAUAAACGUAGUUUACUAAACUCAAACCCUUGAAAAUCAACUAGUUUCAACCAAAAACAAACAGAAAACAGAUUCUUAGCCUUUAUAAUUUGUUUCGUUAAGACAUGCUCCGUUAUGUAUGACUUCCGGUGUCAACUAAUAUAUGCUCAUAUGUCAUUUCAGCGUUAGUGCGUUGGGUUCUCUAUCACAUGUGUUAAUUUAGUUGAUAGACAGAUAUGUCAAACGCUAUAUGGUGAUCGAUGGCCAGACUUUUUAGUGGUACGCAUAUCGGUAUGAAAAUUAAGGUCGAAGAAAAUAUAUAAUACAAUAAAAUAUUUAUAAUAAAUCUAAAAUUAAACAAAACUGUUUAUAAUGUUCUUGAAAACUUUAUGGAAAGUAAAAAGGGGGAUGUGGAAGGGGAAAUAACAAAGGUUUUAAUUAAAUUGACUGUUUAAUGCA
Messenger RNA from Haliotis rubra (blacklip abalone), 5638 nucleotides. Its product is annotated as ankyrin repeat, PH and SEC7 domain containing protein secG-like. Gene Ontology annotation, molecular function: protein binding. Bases 176 to 1471 code for a protein of 431 amino acids. The transcript is spliced from 2 exons. Gene Ontology annotation, biological process: intracellular signal transduction. Lineage: Eukaryota; Metazoa; Mollusca; Gastropoda; Lepetellida; Haliotidae. Gene Ontology annotation, cellular component: cytoplasm; nucleus. The record is from RefSeq and is a predicted model, not a curated record.